Molecule: messenger RNA, 1390 nt
Organism: Oryzias melastigma (Indian medaka)
Lineage: Eukaryota; Metazoa; Chordata; Actinopteri; Beloniformes; Adrianichthyidae
Gene: timm29
Product: translocase of inner mitochondrial membrane 29
Exons: 2
Coding region: 71-802 (243 amino acids)
Biological process (GO): protein insertion into mitochondrial inner membrane
Cellular component (GO): TIM22 mitochondrial import inner membrane insertion complex
Source: RefSeq, a predicted model, not a curated record
UCUUCCGCGCAUGCGGGGUACCGGUCUUGCUUCCGGGUCUGGCGGUGACAAUUGACAAGUCGGUCGGUCGAUGCUAGCUGAAGGCUUUACUAACAUGUCGAGAGCAGCGUGGAGAGCGCUGAGCACCGCGGCAGACACAGCCGCCGCCGCCGCCGCCGCCGCAAGGCUCUCCGGCAGCCGCUGGGAGAAGCUGAAAAACGGCAAAGCAGGUGUGUGGUGCCGCAGCCUGCUGAGCGAUUACAAAGAGGCGUGCAGGGAGAUGGUUGUCGGUGCCCAGGAGCGUCCGCUGAAAGCCUCAAUGUAUGCAGCAAUGCUGGGGGGGGGCUGGUUCUGCUUCUACUCAAAGCCCGGCCAGUCUGAGUUCAAGGCUGCCCUGGUUGAGUGCUCCAACCAGCUGGGCCUGCUAUCGCCGUGGAUCCGCAGUGCCACCUCUGAUGCACAUGUGCAGAACCUGGUGAAGCUGCAGAGCCAGGGCAGACUGCGCUGCCUCAGCCUCGGCCUCCUGUCUCUAGUUUACAGUGUUGACUACGACUCAGACGCCACCCUAUAUGAAGCCCAGUGCUCCAGCCUGGCUGUGCCGUGGAGGAAGCUCCCUCACAGGGUUCUGGACAUUGGUUUCUGCUGGUGCUGGUGGGUUCUAGAGUCAAAAAUGAAGGACUACGACGUGAACAAGGAGGAGUUCAAGCACCUGCCAGCUGACAUGCAGGGAACUUCUCCUCCCGACCUGCAUGGGGUGCAGAGGAACGAAAGAAUGCACAGACAGUCCUGGUUACCUUUGUCUGUCGGGGACCAGAACAAAUAACCAGGAAGGAGGGGCUGUCACAGAGGCAGUAAGGGGGUGGGGUGGUCUCCUUAUCCAGUUCUGGGAGUUUGGUUGACAUUACUGUCCUCCUCCACCUUCUGCCCCAUUCUGAUCACUCACCGGUCCAUCAUGUUCGCUGAAAAAAACUUCCUGACCGUAGAUGUGUUUUUCAGGGGGAGGGGCUGUUGCUGCUGCUGGUAUACUGUCAGAAAUCCAGCUGGAAACAGCAGCAGCUCAUCCAUGACUGUAGCAUCCAGAAAGCUUCUUGUGGUUUUCAACAGCAGCAUCUGCUGUUGAAGGAAUGUGUUGUCCUUGGAGAGUUUUUAAAUAAAGCUCUGACAACCAUAAGUUAAAAUGAUAGCCCUCCUGAGGUUUAAAUCUAGGAGUGUGUUAGUGAGUCUAUUAGCUGGAGCCACAUGUUGGAAAUCCUUCAUUUUCAUUGUUUUAUUUUUGAAUUUUCCAGAACAAAGUCUCACUAAGCAUAAGGUCGGGUUGGAUAUGUCAAGCUCUCCUUUUGUUUUGUUGGAUAGCUUUAUCCGCUAAUGACUACAAAUAAAAUGAUCUCUCCAGUCUGCUGACUUCUCUAAA